CAAGAGGUUCUCGCGAGUGGCUAUGUUUGUCCUACUUUACUCUCCGUAGUGUGACGUAUAUUCAGCGAGACCAAGAACGAUGGGUCAGAGUCAGAGUGGUGGCCAUGGCCCCGGGGGUGGAAAAAAGGAUGAUAAGGAUAAGAAGAAAAAAUAUGAACCUCCGAUUCCCACCAGGGUGGGAAAAAAGAAGCGAAAAACAAAGGGACCUGAUGCUGCCAGCAAAUUGCCGUUAGUAACCCCCCAUACACAGUGUAGGCUUAAGCUUUUGAAACAGGAGAGGAUCAAAGAUUACCUGUUGAUGGAGGAGGAAUUCAUCCGAAACCAAGAGCAGAUGAAGCCUUUGGAGGAGAAGCAAGAGGAGGAGAGAUCAAAGGUUGAUGACCUGCGUGGAACUCCUAUGUCUGUGGGGACCCUGGAAGAGAUCAUCGAUGACAACCACGCCAUCGUGUCCACAUCUGUGGGCUCGGAGCACUACGUCAGCAUCCUAUCCUUUGUGGACAAAGAUCUGCUGGAGCCUGGCUGCUCUGUGCUGCUCAACCACAAGGUGCACGCUGUGAUUGGGGUGCUGAUGGACGACACGGACCCGCUGGUCACCGUGAUGAAAGUGGAGAAGGCUCCUCAAGAGACUUAUGCUGAUAUUGGGGGGUUGGACAGCCAGAUCCAGGAGAUCAAGGAAUCUGUGGAGCUCCCCCUCACCCAUCCAGAGUACUAUGAAGAGAUGGGCAUUAAGCCUCCCAAAGGGGUCAUUUUGUAUGGCCCCCCAGGCACUGGGAAGACCCUGCUCGCCAAGGCGGUGGCCAACCAGACUUCAGCUACAUUCCUGCGUGUGGUGGGCUCCGAGCUCAUUCAGAAGUACCUUGGUGAUGGGCCCAAGCUGGUGAGGGAGCUCUUCAGGGUUGCCGAGGAGCAUGCGCCCUCCAUCGUGUUUAUCGACGAGAUCGAUGCCAUCGGGACCAAGAGGUAUGACUCCAAUUCAGGUGGGGAGCGUGAGAUCCAGAGGACCAUGUUGGAGCUCCUCAACCAGUUGGACGGCUUCGACUCACGAGGGGACGUCAAGGUCAUCAUGGCCACUAACCGAAUAGAGACCCUGGACCCUGCCCUGAUCCGCCCAGGACGAAUCGACCGCAAGAUUGAGUUUCCGCUGCCCGAUGAGAAAACCAAGAGGAGGAUCUUUCAGAUUCACACCAGCAGGAUGACUGUGGCGGAGGACGUGACCUUGGAUGACCUCAUCUUAGCCAAAGAUGACCUUUCAGGAGCUGACAUCAAGGCUAUCUGCACAGAGGCUGGUCUAAUGGCAUUGAGAGAACGCAGGAUGAAGGUCACCAACGAGGACUUCAAGAAGUCAAAAGAGAACGUCUUGUACAAGAAGCAGGAGGGAACCCCAGAGGGGCUCUACCUUUGAUAUCAUUGCCAUUUCGUGUUACAACAAAGUGAUGCAUUAACCCCGAGAUCAGUAACCAUUUUGAUAUGUGCAUAAUAUGUUUUGUUCAGUACCAGACCUGAUGAUGGGCUGUAUACUGCUUGGUAGAUAAUAAAUGUCACAACAUGAAA
Messenger RNA from Paramormyrops kingsleyae, 1551 nucleotides. It is a transcript of the gene psmc1b, whose product is annotated as proteasome 26S subunit, ATPase 1b. Gene Ontology annotation, molecular function: ATP binding; ATP hydrolysis activity. The record is from RefSeq and is a predicted model, not a curated record. Lineage: Eukaryota; Metazoa; Chordata; Actinopteri; Osteoglossiformes; Mormyridae.